AUCUGAUCCCGGCUGCUGAGGGGUAUUCCUGCUGGACGUCGACUCUGAAAGAGACAAAGCCUGACACAGGUCCCUGUCCUAUCCGGAUCUUCUUGAGGGACGCCGGCGUCCUCCGUGAUGCAGCGUGAGGAGCUGUCCAGAGAGGAGUUCACGUACAGCCACGUCCCCGUGUCCGAGAGGACUGCGGGGGCACUGGGGCGACGGGGCAACAGGGUGCAGGACAAAGGGCCGGAGAGGGGGCUAGGGACCCUGGAGCGAAACAGGCCCGAGCGGGAUAGCUACACGGUGGACGUGAGAGCCAGUGACCUGCAGCUGGCCCAGCCCGAGCCCCUGAAGCCCGCCUGCGUCAGCUGCAGAGCCUGGCUCUACAGCGUCCUCAUAGGGGGCAGUCUGCUGAUCACGGCUGGUUUCUCUCUGUACCUGGGUAAUGUGUUUCCCGGUGCCAUGGACUACCUGCGAUGUGCCGCUGGCUCUGGCAUCCCUGCAGCAUUUGCAAGUUUUGCCAUUGCCAAGAACCGACAUGUUGCUGUGUCCGAUUUCCAGUUGGUUUAUGUCUCAACAUUUGCUGUGACGACCACUUGCCUGGUUUGGUUUGGAUGUAAACUGGUCCUGAGUCCCUCUGCUAUCAACAUCAAUUUUAACCUCAUCCUCAUGAUUGUGCUGGAGGUGCUCAUGGCCACUACUGUCAUCCUGUCCGCCCGCUCUGCAGAGGACUGCUGCAGCAACAGGAAGACGAUGACAUACAACAGGCCUGUGGUUUUAACCCCUGCCGUUUUCCCCACUCGGGUCCUGAAGGCAUAUUCUGUGAUAGAAGUCAUAGUGGGGAUCUCGGCUGUGUUUGGGUUUAUCAUCGCUCUCAAUAUGGACGCGUUGCUACCCGGACCCUACAUGUCCGUCACUCUUUUCUGGAUCCUGGUAGCUUGUUUCCCCAGUGCUAUAGCCAGCCACGUCGUGUCAGAAUACCCCAGCAAAUGUCUGGUGGAGGUGCUGAUUGCCAUCAGCAGCGUGACAUCUCCGCUGCUCUUCUCAGCCUCGGGCUUCCUCUCCUGCAGCCUACUCAACUUUGUCGAGAUCUUUCUGCAUGACGUGCCCACCGAAAAGCAAUCCUAUGACAUCCUGCUGCUGAUUCUGCUGAUACUGCUGCUGGUGCAGGCAGUUCUGACUCUGGCCACUGUGGUGCACUGUGCCUCCUACAAGAGCCGGCUUCGCAUGGGGGCUCCGGAGUGGGAGAACAGCCUGCACAACUCAUCCCAACAUUCAGAGCAGCAUGCAUCUGACGGAGUCAUGCAAGAUUUUGACAAAGACAAGGCCUGGAAGGCGGUCGUGGUCCAAAUGGCUCACUGA
Molecule: messenger RNA, 1344 nt
Organism: Lampris incognitus (smalleye Pacific opah)
Lineage: Eukaryota; Metazoa; Chordata; Actinopteri; Lampriformes; Lampridae
Gene: mlc1
Product: modulator of VRAC current 1
Exons: 12
Coding region: 118-1344 (408 amino acids)
Biological process (GO): regulation of response to osmotic stress
Cellular component (GO): plasma membrane; endoplasmic reticulum; cytoplasmic vesicle
Source: RefSeq, a predicted model, not a curated record